Messenger RNA from Nematostella vectensis (starlet sea anemone), 5339 nucleotides. Its product is annotated as methyltransferase-like protein 25B. NCBI's taxonomy places the organism in Eukaryota, Metazoa, Cnidaria, Anthozoa, Actiniaria, Edwardsiidae. The coding region runs from base 2327 to 4726 and encodes 799 amino acids. The record is from RefSeq and is a predicted model, not a curated record. Gene Ontology annotation, molecular function: rRNA (adenine-N6,N6-)-dimethyltransferase activity. Gene Ontology annotation, biological process: rRNA modification. The transcript is spliced from 11 exons.
ACCCAGGUUAAACAACAUCGGGGACGUUUCAAACUAAACCCUUUUUUUGCGCUAACAGUGGAUAGCUGUCGUGACAUUUACCUCAAAAUGGUUUCCCGUCGAGCGAAAGUGUUUCCCUUCAAUCAGUCAAAAGACGCUUAUAUGGAUAUCUCACACACUCACCGAUAAUCGACUGGAGCUGAUGAUCGAGAGAAGAGCAGGGCUUGCAACAUUUUUUAGUUUGUUUUUAUUCUCUGUCGUCCAAAGGAUUACACAAGCCCGACGAGUAUUGGCCUCGACAGGAAAGCUAAAAUGCGCAAGGGACGUAUUUAUUUGCAGAAAAGGAAAUCCCUGCACUGUCAUAAAACGAUUCUCUUCGAUGCAGUGAAGAUAAAUGACACUAUGCAGGUUGAAAGAAGGGGCCUAAAGUUGAUAAGACGCGGACAGCAUCGGCAGCCAUUUUGCUGCCUUGGUCACGAAACAACCUGGUCACGCAAGCUCGGCGGUUGAUAAUAUAUUUUGCGCGCGCAAAGCAUCAUGGGAGCUUUCAAUCCUCCUUGAGUCCGGCGUAUAUGUGCAGAUUUUAUCUUGAAUUGCGCACUUUUUGCUAAAGUUAUCAAUUUUAGCAUAGUGAUAGUUUUUAAUACCCCUUACAAGAUAGGCUACAGAGCCAAGCUCAGUUCGGCUUUAAUUUUUGAUUAAUAAUGGAUAUUGAUUUGGCCGCCAUUUUUAACCGGAAGUAGACUAACUUUUUCCAAAAAAUAAAUAAACUCGCACAUUUCAUGAAAGUUUACUCAUGGACGAAUAAAAUAUAAGUGAAAGAAUGCAUCUAAGCCAAAGCUUUCUGAAAGUAACCGAAAAUAUUUCAAUUUUACGGUGACAGCGACUUUGAACCGGAAGUAGUCUAGUGGUUGAUACUGGCACGCUUGUUUCACUUUGAAAAUCUGACUUAAUCACGGAUUAUCUUGGGAUAUUAAAAUGGCCAAUACUUUAAUCCGGAAGUGAAAAUCACGCGUCGAUACUCACUAUUUUUGAAAGUCGUCAAAUGAAAUAAAAGACACAUAUAGCCAGCCCAAGUAUACCAAAUAUACACGCUCAAUAGCUGGAUCAAGAGAAAAGAAAGAAGACGAAAGCAACUGCUUAUGUGCCAAGCCUGGUGGGGAUACCAAGAACCACGGUAGCGGGCCGCUCCACCAAUUGAUUUCAACGUCUUUAAACGACCGCAUACAUUAAUAUGUGCAAGUGCUACAAGAUGAACAGUUUCUAACGGUAGGAACCGUUAAUCUGGCGGCCUCAGAAGCGCGCUUAUCCAUCUCCUUGCCUUUCUCCCUUAUUCUACAGAAGAGUCAAAGGAGUAUCUCGCCAAACAAAUACUGGUAAUAUUCCACCCAUUUACAGACAGUACUUGCUGUAUUAUCCGAAGCCACAGAUGCUUUUCGACAGCUAGCCUUCAGGCCAGUCGAGACGAAAGACAGAGUGUUUGGCAACAAUUGAGUGCUUUCCACUGCUUCUAUACGACCAACAAGUACAGAGUCGGAAGUAGACAAGGCAAGAAUGUGGCUCUUCGUGAAGAAAGGAACAGCAUUUGAUGUCAUUCUACCGACGAAGGCAGCUAUCAUACAACACACCACGAAAGCUGCCUUUCAAGCAGGCCAUUGUUGGGGGCAAGCACUCCUCCCGGCCUCAGUACUUCCGUCUUUUUAGCACAAUGGACAACAGUUGCCAUAGCCGCUUUGGGACAAACGCUACUAGAGCUUUCCAAGGCGUGCCAAUAAGCCAAGAACUAUCAGAUGAGGAACCAAGAGCUAUUAGAUGCAAGAUAGGCUGCCCAGCACGCUGCACUUGCACCAAAGCCAGCAUGAAAUGUUCAGCCCGGCCUUUGCAGCUCCACUAAAUCGUGUUUAAGAGAGAAGAAAGAGGAAACGGUUGAUGGUCCGUGUGCGCCGCACUAGCUACGUCAUGAUGUCACAAGCCGAGAGAAUCUAUAGCGGGCGCGGGUCAGCGGUUUGAAUUACCCAGACGGCUGUUCGAGUGUAGAACUUCCCACCACAGGGAAACCAUAGCUAGCUAGUAAGCAGAGUACUGCGAAACUCCUUCAAGAGAUGAUAAGAUUACGCCAGUAUAAGGACUACGAUAAAGAGUUAGAUAAAUCAAAUUUUUACAUAUAGAUAUUUAAGAUAUUUUGCCAAGAAUAAAUACCAAGAAGACUGAGAGUGGAUAUGUGAGGCCCCCUGUAUUGAAGUACAGCGGAUCUCCCCAUUUGAACAAAACAAACAUGGCGGCCAAACAUGUAUAAUUUUGUCUAAUACAAAUGAUGUACUAAAGGACCCUAAGUUCGGCUUUGACUAUGCCAGUAGAUGAAAAAGUGCUUCUCCGCCAACAUACAUCUCGUUUAGCAACAUUUGUUUCAAAUUAUAAAUGGCUCACCGAGGUCAAUAUGCGGGAAUAUUUUUGCAAUGAUGUCUGGAAUAAAGUUCCUUUUUUCUGGAGGCAACACUUCUCAGAUAUUAGACCUGAGGACCUUGCCACAGUCUUGUUGAAUAAAUGUGGUAAAGACACAAAAUUUGUGCCAAGAAAUUACAGGCAUGUGUGGUCCCUAUCUUUGCUGUCCUUUGUUCAAGCAUGUCACAGUCUUUCCCUACCAAGAAGCCCAGUGUUUGAGUCUUGCCGAGCAGGACCUUGUUGUCAGCCACGCAUGCGUAAUGAAGCAUCAUUGAAGCAUUUACGCUCACAAGUUAAGAGUAAAAAGCUUCAUGAGAUAACAAAGUUAGCAUGGGUUGUCAAGGAGAUGUCAAUCAAACAAAGCUGUGCCCAUGUAGUUGAUGUUGGUGCAGGUCUUGGCCAUCUAUCACGUGUCAUGGCAAUGGAGUACGGCCUGAGAGUCGUCUCUUUAGAAGCGGACGGUUGUCAUAAAGGCGAAGCUGAGCGACUCGACAGAAAAGCAGAAGCUUCGAAAAAGAAGCAGACGCAGACGAUUGGGUCUGAAACCCUACCGCAACAUGUGACGUUUAAGAUAACCCAAGACAUCACCACCGAAGAGUUCCUAGAUGUAUUAACUCGAUGUUUUGCUGGUGAUGACUCUCCAAAGUGCCCUGAUUUCAUCCUGGUGGGUCUACACCCCUGUGGUGACCUGGUCCCCACCAUGCUCAGGGUGUUCGCCAAGUGCGACCAGGCCGUCGGUCUCGUGAUGGCGUCGUGUUGUUACCACAAAAUGGAUGUGAAACCUUGUCACAAUUACUCAAGCAGUGAGAGGGCAAUACAUUGUUACAAGGGGGAAGAAACUGUCUCUUCUCAAGACAUACCUUCUCACAAUCACCCAAGCAGCGAGAGCGCAAUACAUUGUUACAAGAAAAGGGGAAAUUAUUGUCAAGACAUACCUUCUCACAGUAACACAAGCAGUGAUUCUUGCAAGAAAAGGGAAAAUUCUUGUCAAGAUGUACCUUCUUACAGUAACACAAGCAGUGAUAGCGCAAUACAUUGUUACAAGGAGAAAGAAGCUAUUUCUUCUCAAGACAUGUCUUCUCACAAUACCUCAAGCAGCGAUAACCUAGAACACUGUAACAAGAAAGUUGGUGAUUAUACUAAAGACAAAUUACAUCCCAGUUUCACAAGUUACGAUAACGAAAGGCAUUGUUACGGGAAAGGGGUUAGCUCAUGCAAAGAGAAACUCAAUCACAAUUGUCCUAGAAAUGAGGGCAUAACGAAUUGUUACAAGGAUGAGGCUUCUUUUUAUCAAGAUAAACCCCAUCAGAAUUGCUUCGAGAGCUUUAGUCAUUGCCGCCAGAUAAGAGCUAGUUCGUACCAGAAAAAAGUAUUAAAAAAUUCUGCAGAAUACUAUUUGGAAACUCAGAAUGUGGACGAAAAGGGUAGAAACCCAUCGAUGAAAGAAAAGACACAGAAGAAAAGUGCGUGCGGGGAAAAGUUCCUGGAAAGUUCUAAGAAAUGUUGGGAAGACUUAAGCGAAGACUUAGGUGAAGAAAUAAGAACGUGCAAUAAAUCAUUGGAAGCAAAACAUUACUACGAAAAACAUACAUGUGAUGGCGAAAAUUCGGGUAGAUCACCCAACCCCAUGUGUAUCACGAAGACUAGCAUUGAUCACGUGUCAGGUUUCCCUUUGUCUGAUUGGUUGGGGGCUUGUUAUCUUGGUUACACGACUAGAGAGCUGGCGUGUCACAAUUUGGAACAAUAUGUGGACAAACUUAAAGAGAAGACCCUGGGGACGAGGUGGGCCUUGAAAUCAUGCCACAAGGCGCUAAAGCUAACCGCGUUACCAAUGUUCAAUCAAAAACACGUCUUGAUGUUUUUGCCAGCUAAUUCCCCAAGGCUAAAGCAUCAUUGUUACCGAGCCAUCCUGGAGCUUAUUAUCAUGCGACAGCGAGCGGACUGGGACCGGUCUGCAGUGCGUCUGCGCGGAAAGCGAACGGCCGAGGGGGUUGAUGGGAUUACCUUUAGAGCUUAUGCAGAGCCUCUGUUGAGAAAGAUUGGGAUUGACGUGAAGUCUGUAAACAUUGAAUCUCUGGAAUUCUUUUCCCUUGAGACUCGCUGGCGUGAGGUGAUGGCAUUUUACUGUCUCCGACUACUUUUUGCUCCGGUCAUCGAGUCGCUAAUCCUCUUGGACCGACUGGUGUAUCUUCACGAGCGAGGUAUCAAUGGGAGCGUCUCCGCUGUUUUCGAGCCUCGAAUCUCACCAAGAAAUCUGGCCAUCACUGCACGUAAAACACUCAGAAAUAAUGCGGCAGAAAUCUAGGUGUGCACAGACAGAUUUAUUAGAGUGCCGUAAACAAAGAAGUACAUAGGCCAUUAUUCUCUAAUAUUUAUAAAUAAGAUUGUCUAAUUAAAAAGCAGUCAUAUAUGUAUUAAGCUACAAGGCUAUGGUGUUUUAGGGGGCUAUUAAAUCUGUAAAGUUUGGGAAUUGUUUAUUUAGUUGUUGCAAAAGAGUAUUUCUAAGUUCUUUGUAAAUGGGCAUUUGACAAGAAUAUGUUCUUCAUUUUCCAUAGUGUGACAGCGCAAACUCUUGAUUCUGGUGUAAUAUAAUUUUUAUUGUAGCGACCUCUUUCAAUUUGUAGAAUGUGGUCGCUUAUUCUUAGUUUUGUUAGUGCCCUACGAUAUUCUGUACUUUUAGUAAAUAAUCCUCUAGUUUAUAUUCUGAUUUGAAUUCUCUGAAUGUUCUUAGUUUGUUCCCUCCAAUUGGUCUGGAAUUAUCGUCGAAAAGGCUCCAAUCUUGUAUUCCGAUAUCUUCUAAUCUCUGUUUGAAUUCUUUAUAAAGUUGUUUUAUUAAUUUAGUGUCUAAGGUAGCCUCGUUUUGGUACUCCAAACAGUAGCCAUAACCGUUUUGAAAUAAAAGUGAUUUAAUUUCCAUU